GAAAUCAAUCAGCGUUUCACAUAAAAAGACGUAAAAUGAAAAAGUGUGUCUCUUUAUAAAUUUAAUUUUUUCUUUUUAAUUUACACAAAAAAUUAGUAAUUAUAUCAAUUUAAAAAUGAAUUUACUUAAAUAAAUUAGUUUAAAAUUAAUAAGUGAAUUGACAAAGAAGAAAAAACUUCAUCAUUAACUUGAAAAAACAACUCAAGGACAUUGGCAAGUUCUAACGUGAAGCUACUCCCUGGUCCCUGGAAAAAAAGCAAAAAAUUUAACCACAAACCUGCGUUUUUUUUUUCACACAAAAAAGAAAAGAAAAAACAUCACAACAAAAUGGCUGCAACUGCAUUUGAAGAAGAAAUUCUUGCCCUAAAUCCCGAAUACGAUUUAGUUUUUAGUAAGAACAAUAAUGAAAAUCCUUCUCGAACUGAUUCACCCGAUGCAUUAGAACCACACACUCGUUGGGCUUCAUCUCCCCAUGCCAUGAAAAUCAUAUCCAAAAUGAAUGAAAUUUUAAAUACCAAACCACUUGGAGAAUUGCCAACCCAACAAGAUUGGGAAGACCAUCAAUCUUGUGAAGUUGAAACUAUUAAUUUAAUGCGUAAAUUAGGUCUCGAACAAAGUAUCGAUCGGCCGCCAGAUGAAAAACGUACAAUUGCUACUGUCCCCGUGAGUGACGAUGUGAUUUUCAUGAAAAAUGGUAGAAAAAAGAUGUCAAUUUUUAUGUCUGAUUCUUAUUUCGAAUUGAAACCAAGAUCAGAAGCUUCAUUUGAUUUGGAUGAAGAUGCUACCACACCCGAAGAAUCUACUACAUCUGAUUUCUCGGAUGAAAUUAAUAUCUACCAACCGAUAUUUGAGUCAACUCAGGAAACUGAGAGUACAACUUUGUCUGAUGAUUUUGAGGAACAAUAUCGCUCCAGAGUUGCCUAUCAGCAUUUAGACUCUGGAGUGAGUUCAGAUUCGGGAAAACGCAAAUCACUUGAAAGUGAAUUCCCUAGUCUCAAACCACCUCAUCACCAGAAGAAUAAUCGCAUAUCAUACACAAAGGUUGGUAGUAAAAAAUUGAAUGACUCUGGAUCUAGUAAUACUAGCAAUCAGAGUAGCAGCAGUAGCAAUAGCAGCUAUCGAAAAUCAAGAAGUAAUAAUAACAGUUGGCGUAGUUUAAAUGGAAGUUUCUCUGAUGUAAGAGAUGAAAAUAAUUGGCGUUUGAAUGUUACCAAAACCAAAGAACCUGAGAAGAAGAAAAUAGAUAAAAAACCUGAGGAGAAAAAGAUUCUCAAUCAAACUAUAACUCUAAAGCCAGACACAUCAAAUCAUGAUGUUGUUAGCAAUUGUGGAAGGGCUCUUUACAAGCCAAAGGAUUUGUUUAUGAAGAAGAAAGCCAUGAUGAUACAACAGAAAUAUUUUUAAGAAUCCAAAAUUUUUGAUGCAAAAAAUUUUAAAUAUUUUCAUCAAUCAAAAAGAACAAACUCCUAUCAACAUUUCAUCAUUAAAUGGGUAUUUUUUUUCUUUGAAUAAUAAGAAUAUGUAUUAAUUAAUUUGUAAAUAAAAAAAAAACCUUAGUUUUACUGCAACUGUAUAUUGAGUGGCCAAUCUUAGGUCUCUCUAGAAAUUAUAAUAUAUUGAUUGUUACUAAAAAAAGACAUAGUUUAAACAAAUAUUUAUGUUUAUUUUUUUUAUACAAAGAGUUACUUUUUUAAUUUUUAAAACAAAACAAAUUUACUUUAAUUUAAGUUUUGAAUUAAUAUUGAAUUCCAAAGAACUAAUACAAAAAAUGGAAAUUUAUAUAUUGCAAUUCUUUUAUAAAAAUAUAAUUAUUUUUGCACAAAUUACCAUCUCAAUAUCCCUAAUUAAUUUUUUAAGAAAUGUUGUAUGCCAUUAAAAAAUUAAAAAAAAAAAACAUCUAAAUACAGCAAAAAUUUGUUCAAUAAAUCUUGUAAAUUAGAGUUUAACUCUUAUCAAUCUUAAUACAAAAACCAUGCCUAGAUGUUGACUAAACUACUUUAAUGUAAAAAAAUUGUCUAUAAUAAAAAAAGCAAACUUAAUUUUAUAAUGAACAUAAUAUUGAUGUAACUUAAAGUUAUAGAUAAACAGAUAAAUAUGUUGUUAUAAACAAUUAUCUGACUAAAGACUGUAAGGUUUCAGUUAAAGCUAUUAUUCUAGUUCAUCAUUGAAAAUUAAUUGAAAUUUAACAUUUCUUUUUUUAAUUUUGGCGCGAAAGAAUGUUUAAAAAUUUAUUAAUUAUAUUUAGCCCUGAUUUUUCAAUCAUCAGAUAGACUAUCAAACGAAUAAUGUCAAAAUAAAAAAAAGAUAUUCCUAGGAAUAAGCGCUAAUUGAGGUUUAUCUGACUAUUGAAAAAUUGGCCCUUAAAAGUGGAAUAAAUCACAUUUUGCAUUCUUUUAAAAAUUUAUUAAUGUAAUUAAUCGGAUUU
This is a messenger RNA of Episyrphus balteatus (marmalade hoverfly), 2425 nucleotides long. RefSeq lists its product as uncharacterized. Lineage: Eukaryota; Metazoa; Arthropoda; Insecta; Diptera; Syrphidae. The coding region runs from base 328 to 1404 and encodes 358 amino acids. The record is from RefSeq and is a predicted model, not a curated record. The transcript has 3 exons.